Penicillium diatomitis is the source of this 1149-nucleotide messenger RNA. Its product is annotated as SWIRM domain-containing protein. The record is from RefSeq and is a predicted model, not a curated record. The transcript has a single exon. The coding region runs from base 1 to 1149 and encodes 382 amino acids. Gene Ontology annotation, molecular function: protein binding; transcription coactivator activity; chromatin binding. Gene Ontology annotation, biological process: regulation of transcription by RNA polymerase II; chromatin remodeling. Lineage: Eukaryota; Fungi; Ascomycota; Eurotiomycetes; Eurotiales; Aspergillaceae. Gene Ontology annotation, cellular component: SAGA-type complex; nucleus.
AUGCAUCGCCUCCCCGUAUCCAGUCUCAUGUCGCCCCCUGAGACGAAGCCCAUGGAUAGCUUCCACCCCACUUCUCCAUUCAACAAGCCUGAAUUCGCAUCGAUGAUGCCCACGAUGAGCGAUGGCAUGAAGCUGCCUCCUAUUUCUGCUGACCGCAAGCGCACUCAGUCCGAGAUGGAUCUUCCCUCGCCUCCGGUAACCCCGUACACUGGUGCCAACAAGAAGCGACGCUCCGAGACCGCUGAGCAGAUUGAAGUUGAUGUCGAGGUCCACGCAUCGCGGGAUCCAGUCCUCUUCCCUCGUCAUGACUCCAUUGCUCGCGAGGAGCCUCCCCUCUUUGGACCCAUUGCCCCUCCCGCGGCGGAGGCGCUGGUGGAUCAGCAUAUCAACUCCCACAUGGCGCGUUUCGAGAACAAGCUCAACAAGCCCACCCGUGAGGAAUAUCUCCUGGCACUGUCAUGUGUCCCCGUCGUCUCAUCCCAUUUCAAUCGCAAUCCUCUGGCAUGGGCCCGCGAGGAGCGAGAGACUCUAGAGCGUCAACUGGUCCUGAUGAACCGUCACCGUCCUGAGGGUGAGACCGAGGUCAAGCUGAAGAAGCUCGCCCCGGCCCCCGCGAAGAAGGUGACUGGAGGGACUCCUCGUGCGCCUCGUCCUCGCGCCAAGCGAACCCCCAAGUCCACCCCCAAGUCGACCCCCAAGCAGCAGACCAUGGACAAUUUCGAGGCAUCCUCCUCCUCUCCUUCCUCGGCGAGCAAGCCUCGUGCCAUCGGCACCAAUCGCGAUGACACCGAUUUCAAUGCCCUGCCUGACUUCUCGCCUCCUGUGGCCACCCUGGGUGGCAAUGCCAAGGCCCUCAAGGCAGACUGGAAGGGUCAGAUGUUGGAUCUGAGUAAUGACCCGGACAGACCCCUGCUCGGACCGGCCGAGCUCAAUCUGGCUUCCACCCUUCGCUUGUCUUGCGCAACUUACCUGUGCAGCAAGCGUCGCAUCUUUGAGGCUCGUGUCCGUGCCCUCCGUGUGGGCAAGGAGUUCCGCAAGACCGAUGCGCAGCAGGCUUGCAAGAUCGAUGUCAACAAGGCGAGCAAAUUGUGGACCGCCUACGACCGAGUCGGCUGGUUCAAGGCCGAGUACUUCAACCACUUGAAGUAA